Messenger RNA from Cooperia oncophora, 246 nucleotides. The record is from the annotation of a GenBank genome assembly. NCBI's taxonomy places the organism in Eukaryota, Metazoa, Nematoda, Chromadorea, Rhabditida, Trichostrongylidae.
AUGCGAAGAGCACCACUUCAACUGUGCAUCGACCCGGAGUUUUCAAUGUUGACUCCCUUCAUCAAUCAGGAGGAACCCGCUAGCCAGAGCACAUCCAUCUAUGACGAAGUUGACCCCAAAGUUUACCUAGAUCUCUAUGGCAAUGAGCCACCUGUCAAGGUGGAAGCGUGGAAUGUUGGACCUGCUACGUUUACGCCUCGUUUCUCGGCCACAUCGGCGAAGGUCUCUGAACAACAUAGCUCUUGA